AUGGCCUUCACUGAUGCGCCGCACCACCUCCUAGAUAAUGCCGUCGGCAGAGACGGCCUCGAAUAUGACGAGAGUAUGCGUAUCAAUAAGCGAAACUCGCUAGAAAAUUUCCUGGAACCGUCGCCAUGCUACUCUGAACCUUACGAUGGGUGGCUCGUUAACUCUAGAGGACUUCAAGAUGCUGAUAGUACUGCUGUGGGUAUUGGUCUACCAUUGGUUCCAGUCCUAGCACAACAGCUAUGCUACAAGGACGAUAGAGAGGACCUUGGUCGCUGCUGGGAACAGAUGCCAAUGUCGUCUACCUCUGCGUCUACUGCAUCUUUAAACGAUGUAGAAGAAGAAGAAGAUCGAGUCGAAAAUACCACUGGUGACACAACACCAACGCCUACGCAGUGCUCGUGCUCACUCGAUGAAGUAAGUUCAGGUCGCCUGGGCUCCACGGGAUGCACAACAUUGCUCUAUGGCUGGCAAGAGGCUCCACUGUCCGGAGACCAACCAACUUUUGGUGUUCAAAAUACCGUGAAGGCUAUAGAAGGAUUGAAAGAAAUGGAACGAUACCUGCAAACCAAUACGAAGCAACGAAUAAGUCAGAUAAAGCGUGAGUCGUUGGAGGUUAAAGCGGACUCGCGCAGGGGAAAGUAGGCAGAUGAGGCUUGAUCAAUGCAGUCGGCAACAUGCAGGGUUGUCGAGGAUAGAAUGAUGAGAAUCAGAUGCUAUGAAGUGGCGGAAUCAGUAUACUAUGCCUUACAAGGGAGUGUAUUCCAGAGUGAAUAAUAGGUUAUUGCAGUAGGUAGGUAGGUCGAAG
This is a messenger RNA of Xylaria bambusicola, 805 nucleotides long. RefSeq lists its product as uncharacterized. The transcript is spliced from 2 exons. The record is from RefSeq and is a predicted model, not a curated record. Bases 1 to 642 code for a protein of 213 amino acids. NCBI's taxonomy places the organism in Eukaryota, Fungi, Ascomycota, Sordariomycetes, Xylariales, Xylariaceae.